AUGGGUAGAGGCAAUGGAGGCACAGCUGAGCAGUACCAAGUGCACACCCACCCACCUAACCCCAGUGGGGGGAUAUUGGAGCUGCUGGUGCUGUCGGUCCCAGUGGUCCUGCUGGUCCAAGAGGUGAGCCUGGACUUCCUGGUGCUUCUGGCCCCGUUGGCCCUGCAGGCAACCCUGGUGCUAAUGGCAUUGCUGGUGCUAAAGGUGCAGCUGGUCUUCCUGGUGUUGCUGGUGCUCCUGGUUUGCCUGGUCCUCGUGGUAUUCCUGGACCUGCUGGCCCAGCUGGUGCAGCUGGUGCUAGAGGACUUGCUGGUGAGCCUGGCCCUGCUGGAUCCAAGGGAGAAACUGGGUGCUGCUGGUGCACCGGGUCCCGCUGGUCCAAAUGGUGAGGAAGGCAAGAGAGGCUCUACUGGUGAAGCUGGUGCUACCGGCGCUCCUGGUCCAGCAGGUCUAAGAGGCGUUCCUGGGUCUCGUGGUCUCCCUGGAUCUGAUGGCAGAGCUGGUGGUAUGGGACCUGCUGGAAGCCGCGGUGCUCCUGGUCCCGCUGGUGCUAGGGGUCCUAGCGGUGAUUCUGGUCGCCCUGGUGAGCCUGGCCUCCUCGGUCCAAGAGGUCUUCCAGGUCAACCUGGUAACCCAGGCCCUGCUGGCAAGGAAGGUCCCGUUGGUUUCCCUGGUGCCGAUGGUAGAGUUGGCCCAACUGGUCCAGCUGGUGCAAGAGGCGAGCCUGGCAACAUUGGAUUCCCUGGACCAAAAGGUCCCAAUGGUGAACCUGGCAAACCUGGUGACAGAGGCAAUGUUGGUGUUGCUGGCUCACGGGGUGCUCCUGGUCCUGAUGGCAACAAUGGUGCUCAAGGUCCCCCUGGCAUUGCUGGCAAUCCUGGUGCAAAAGGUGAACAAGGUCCAGCUGGCCCCCCUGGCUUCCAAGGUCUCCCAGGCCCCUCAGGCCCUGCUGGUGAAGCUGGUAAACCAGGCGACAGAGGUAUUCCAGGUGAAUUUGGCCUCCCCGGUCCUGCUGGUGUAAGAGGUGAACGUGGCGCUCCAGGUGAAAGCGGCGCUGCUGGUCCUGUAGGUUCCAUGGGAAGCCGUGGUGCAACUGGCCCACCAGGCCCUGAUGGUAACAAGGGUGAACCUGGCAAUGCUGGUGCCCCUGGUGGUCCAGGCUCAGCCGGCUCUGGUGGAAUCCCAGGUGAGAGGGGUAUUGCUGGUGUCCCAGGAGGCAAAGGUGAAAAGGGUUUACCAGGCCUCAGAGGCGAAGCUGGGGCAACAGGAAGAGAUGGCUCUCGGGGUAUUCCUGGUGCUGUUGGAUCCCCUGGCCCUGCUGGUGGCCCUGGUGAUCGGGGUGAAUCUGGUCCUGCUGGUUCUGCUGGCCCUGCUGGUGCUCGUGGUGCUCCUGGUGAACGUGGUGAGAGUGGUCCUGCUGGCCCUAACGGAUUUGCUGGACCUCCGGGUGCCGCUGGCCAAACUGGUGCUAAAGGCGAGCGGGGUCAGAAAGGACCUAAGGGUGAACUUGGUCCACAGGGUGCUAUUGGCCCAGCUGGCAAUAGUGGACCAGCAGGUCCCGUUGGUGCUGCAGGUCCCGCUGGUGGUCGCGGUGAUGGUGGUCCUCCUGGCAUCACUGGUUUCCCUGGAGCAGCUGGCAGAACUGGUCCUCCCGGCCCUGCAGGUAUCACUGGUCCCCCUGGUCCUCCUGGCCAAUCUGGCAAAGACGGUCCUAGAGGCCCACGUGGUGAUACUGGUCCAGUUGGUCGUCCUGGUGAACAAGGUACCGUUGGCCCAGCUGGCUUCACUGGUGAGAAAGGUCCAUCUGGAGAGCCUGGUGCAGCUGGUCCUCCUGGUACCUCAGGACCUCAGGGUAUUCUUGGUGCUCCUGGUAUCCUUGGUCUGCCUGGCUCUCGGGGAGAACGUGGUCUUCCUGGCAUUUCUGGAGGAAAUGGUGAGACAGGACCUGCUGGUAUUGCUGGUCCUCCCGGUUCACGUGGUCCCUCUGGACCCUCGGGUGCUCCUGGUAUGAACGGUUCCCCUGGUGAAGCUGGCCGUGAUGGCAAUCCCGGUAAUGAUGGUCCUCCAGGCCGUGAUGGCGCUCCUGGUUUCAAGGGUGAGCGUGGUUAUCCUGGCAGCAAUGGUCCUGCUGGUGCCGCUGGUGCUCCUGGUCCUCAUGGUUCAGUUGGUCCUUCUGGAAAGCCUGGAAAUCGUGGUGAACAUGGUCCCGUUGGUGUUACUGGUCCUGUUGGUCCUGCUGGUGCAAGAGGUCUUGCUGGCCCACAAGGCCCACGUGGUGAGAAAGGUGUACCAGGUGAUAAAGGACCUAGAGGCAUGCCUGGUUUUAAGGGACACAAUGGAUUGCAGGGUCUGCCCGGUCUUGCUGGCCACCACGGAGAUCAAGGUGCUCCUGGUUCCACUGGCCCUGCUGGUCCAAGGGGUCCUGCUGGUCCUACUGGUCCUCAUGGUAAAGAUGGUCGCAAUGGACAUCCUGGUGCUAUUGGACCUGCUGGUGUGCGUGGUUCUCAGGGUAGCCAAGGUCCUAGUGGUCCACCCGGUCCACCUGGUCACCCUGGCCCACCUGGCCCCAAUGGUGGUGGAUAUGAGUUUGGCUAUGAAGCUGAAUACUACCGAGCUGAUCAGCCAUCUCUCAGACCUAAGGACUAUGAAGUUGAUGCCACUCUGAAAUCAUUGAACAACCAAAUUGAGACCCUCCUGACCCCAGAAGGCUCCAGGAAGAACCCAGCCCGCACCUGUCGUGACUUAAGACUCAGCCACCCAGAAUGGACCAGUGGUUUCUACUGGAUUGAUCCCAACCAGGGGUGCAUCAUGGAUGCCAUCAGAGUGUACUGUGACUUCUCCACUGGUGAGACUUGCAUCAAUGCUAAUCCAGAAACCAUCCCCACUAAGAACUGGUAUGUCAACAAGAACCCCAGGGACAAGAAGCAUGUGUGGUUUGGCGAAACUAUCAAUGGUGGUACACAGUUUGAAUACAACGAGGAAGGCGUGACCUCCAAAGACAUGGCCACCCAACUUGCCUUCAUGCGUCUGCUGGCCAACCAUGCCUCCCAGAACAUCACCUACCACUGCAAGAACAGCAUUGCAUACAUGGAUGAGGAAACUGGCAACCUUAAGAAGGCUGUUAUACUGCAGGGAUCCAAUGAUGUUGAACUACGAGCUGAAGGCAACAGCAGGUUCACUUUCAGUGUUCUUGAGGAUGGCUGCUCUAGAAAGACCAAUGAAUGGGGCAAAACAAUCAUUGAAUACAGAACGAAUAAGCCAUCUCGCUUGCCCAUCCUUGACAUUGCACCUUUGGACAUUGGUGGCGCUGACCAAGAAUUCGGUUUGGACAUUGGCCCAGUCUGUUUCAAAUGA
Molecule: messenger RNA, 3354 nt
Organism: Emys orbicularis (European pond turtle)
Lineage: Eukaryota; Metazoa; Chordata; Testudines; Emydidae
Gene: COL1A2
Product: collagen type I alpha 2 chain
Exons: 37
Coding region: 1-3354 (1117 amino acids)
Biological process (GO): extracellular matrix organization
Molecular function (GO): extracellular matrix structural constituent conferring tensile strength
Source: RefSeq, a predicted model, not a curated record